AUGGCAGCUCGCAGAAUCUCAUCUCUGAUUUCUCGCUCCGUCCCUUUGCUUUCUCGUGGAGGCAAAACCUUCCCAACCUUGGACCCAAGGACUGGUGAGGUAAUUACAUAUGUCGCUGAAGGUGAUGCAGAAGAUAUUAAUCGAGCAGUGGCUGCUGCACGUAAGGCGUUCGAUGAAGGGCCAUGGCCUAAGAUGACUGCUUAUGAGAGACAGAGGGUAUUGUUACGGUUUGCUGAUCUUGUGGAAAAGCAUAAUGAUGAAAUUGCUGCACUAGAGACAUGGGAUAAUGGCAAGCCAUACGAACAAUCUGCUCAAACAGAAGUGCCUAUGUUUGUUAGGCUAUUUCGUUAUUAUGCUGGCUGGGCAGAUAAGAUUCACGGUCUCACUAUUCCGGCUGAUGGACCCCUUCACGUCCAGACUUUGCACGAGCCUAUUGGCGUGGCAGGCCAGAUUAUCCCAUGGAACUUUCCUCUUCUCAUGUUUGCUUGGAAAGUGGGACCUGCAUUAGCAUGUGGCAACACAAUUGUCCUUAAAACGGCUGAGCAGACUCCACUGUCCGCGUUAGUCGUAGCAAAGCUCCUACAUGAGGCUGGCCUUCCCGAGGGUGUUUUGAAUAUUGUUUCUGGAUUUGGUCCAACAGCUGGUGCUGCACUUUGCAGUCAUAUGGACGUGGACAAGCUUGCUUUCACUGGUUCAACAGACACUGGCAAAAUUGUUCUGGAGCUUGCUGCAAAAAGCAAUCUGAAACCAGUUACAUUGGAGCUUGGUGGGAAAUCACCAUUUAUUGUUUGUGAGGAUGCUGAUGUGGACCAAGCUGUUGAGUUGGCUCACUUUGCCCUAUUUUUCAAUCAGGGACAAUGUUGCUGUGCAGGCUCGAGGACAUUUGUACACGAGAAGGUCUAUGAUGAGUUUUUAGAAAAAGCGAAGGCACGUGCCUUAAAGCGUGCUGUUGGGGACCCUUUCAAGGCAGGGAUAGAGCAAGGUCCUCAGAUUGAUGCUGAACAAUUUGAAAAGAUCCUAAGGUAUAUCAGGUCUGGUCAGGAGUCUGGAGCUAAGCUCGAAACUGGAGGUGAUAGACUUGGGACAAAGGGCUAUUACGUUCAGCCAACUGUCUUUUCUGAUGUCAAGGAUGACAUGCUGAUAGCUAAGGAUGAGAUCUUUGGUCCUGUGCAGACUGUCCUGAAAUUCAAAGAGCUGGAUGAUGUGAUUAAGAGGGCCAACAACACAAGGUACGGACUUGCUGCUGGCGUUUUUACUCAUAACAUUAACACUGCUAAUACGCUGAUGAGAGCAUUGAGAGCUGGGACUGUGUGGAUUAACUGCUUUGACACCUUUGAUGCAACAAUACCUUUUGGUGGCUAUAAAAUGAGCGGGAUUGGGAGGGAGAAAGGAGAGUACAGCCUGAAGAAUUACUUGCAAGUGAAAGCGGUUGUUACCUCACUAGAAAACCCAGCAUGGCUGUAAGCUCCACAAAGUAUAUGCUUUCAAGAGUUGGACUGCCCUUUGCAGUUAAAAAGGGAGAUGAUGAUGAAAGAAUUUCGCCUGUUUCUGUUGUCAUAUUUGGGUUUCCUUUUGAUUUUUGAUGCCCCAAUAAUUGUGAUUGAUGAACAGUGUUGCAGUGUACCUUAUCCUUGUGUUUGGCUUGAAAGUUUCUGUUUUUGUGGUCCAAUAAUUUCCCACCUCAGGUUGAAAGAAAGAAUAUUAUAUCUAGUCUUAUGGUCGUCUCUUCCCCUCCUCAACAGUAAAGAAAGAACUUGGGUUGAUUGCAAAAAUCAUCCUUGAGGUUUACUCGAUCUACAGAAGUAAUUACAAAUAGUGCCAGAUACCUGUUGAUGCAUCAUAUAUGUUAGGAUUUUACAAAUGACCCCCUCAGAGACAGAAUUCAGUUGCUGUUACUGAUUUUGAGGGGGUAAUUGUAGUUUCCAAAAAUCAUAUUUGUUCAUUUUAUCUUGAGUUGGAUUGGUAUAUAUCAGUGCAAUAUUUUUUGACUUAUCUUAAACCUCUAACCCCCUCAGAAACAGACUUCAGUUGCUGUUACUGAUUUUGAGGGGGUAUUUGUAGUUUCCAAAAAUCAUAUUUGUUCAUCUAAUCAUGCAGUUGGAUUGAUAUGUAUCAGUGUAAUAAUUAUUUGAAUUAUCUUAAACUUCUAUC
Messenger RNA from Striga asiatica, 2151 nucleotides. The record is from the annotation of a GenBank genome assembly. NCBI's taxonomy places the organism in Eukaryota, Viridiplantae, Streptophyta, Magnoliopsida, Lamiales, Orobanchaceae.